This is a messenger RNA of Mytilus trossulus (common blue mussel), 1824 nucleotides long. RefSeq lists its product as uncharacterized. Bases 63 to 1784 code for a protein of 573 amino acids. Lineage: Eukaryota; Metazoa; Mollusca; Bivalvia; Mytilida; Mytilidae. The transcript has 15 exons. The record is from RefSeq and is a predicted model, not a curated record.
AAUAGUGGUGCAUUUCUUUCCAGUGGGUCUCAAUCAACACUGAUUUACAGAAAUCUUGGAAGAUGAAGAUGAAGAGUGGUACGAAAAUAUUCCUGUCAUGUUUAAUGGUUGGAUUAUUGAUGACUUUGAUUGUAAAAAGAUACUUCGUCGCUGUCAGUUACGAUGAUACGAAUACAGAAAGGAUAUUUCCAUCCACAACAAAGGGAAAAAAUAAGGACUCAGCCCUGGGAGUUUUGAGUUCAAAAGAAGAUGUUUACUGUAUAAGAACUAAAUACUUAACAGACUCAGCCCAGGUUGACUUUAAGCCAAAAGAUGAUUUCAACUGCAUAAGAACGAUUGAACAAUACAGGACUUUUGAUGGUACUUUCUUUAUUCCACCUGACCAUAUUUUGACAUCAUUACCCCAAAAUGUUAUUGAUUGUUUAUAUCAAAGAAUAACUACAACAAUACAAUUUUUUUGUGGAAAACGAAGUCGACAUGGAUCGGUAAAGAACGGGUGGAAUAUAUGUACAGAUGGAUGCUUUAAACCAAAUUUUAAAACAGUUAUCCAUGUGAUGAGCACAGUAAAUGAUUUUGAAAAUAUCCAGAGUAUCAACAUGACUUAUAAGAUCAACGUUCACAGCCAUACACCAAGCGUAAAAAGUGGAACAGAUGAAAUAUAUGCAUCAGAAAAGAGUAACAAUAGAACUGUAGGUCAACCCACAAAGCUUGAUGAAUGGAGCUAUGCAGUAAAAAGAAAAUUGAAUGGCCAGGGUAUACUAAUUAUUGAUGUUGGCAACCUUACUGAGAGAGUUGUUGAUCACGUGAUAAAGAGUGGAAUGCUUAAUGAAAUACAACAGCUAUCUAUUCGGAUUAGUUAUGGAGAUCCUAAAUCUGGAAUCAAGUAUUUGUCAGCACUUAAACAAUUGAGAAAGCUGUUUGAAGCAGGGUUUAGAAUAUACUGGUCGAGACCAGAAUGGUUCGGUAUUCUUUCGAAUAACAAGAACAGAACAAGCUGUGUCUAUCUUGAUAUGGUUUACAAUGUAUGUAGAGGUUUACUAAAGUCGACAGGUCUAAAUAAGGAGUAUAGUAUACAGCAAAUAAUAGCAGAUCGUGGACAAGUACGAAUACCAGAGGACAAAGAGAUUGUAAAAUGUUCACCAGAACAGCGGUAUGACCUAUACGUAAGAUAUUUGACAUCGACACAGAUUCAUUGUAAAGAAGUGUUACGGUUAGGUCACAUGACCGAUGGUGGAUGGAAUGUUUGUCAUGAUAAACCGUACAGACCUUCAAAUCCAUGCUUGGCUUAUUCAUUCGGCAUAAACUGGGACUUUAGUUUUGAUGAUGUUUUGGUGGAAACAUACGGAUGUGACGUCCACUCAUUUGAUCCGAGUAUGAAACGGUCUGACUUUAGACGUGGUGACCAUAUAUGGUUCCAUAACCUGGGAAUAAGCGAUAAAACAUCGAAAAAAGGAACAUGGAGUGUUUCCACAUUAGAAGAUAUAUUACAUAAUUUGAACCACUCUUUUCGAAGAAUUGACAUUCUGAAAAUGGAUGUAGAGGCGAUGGAAUGGCAAUCUUUUCCAAAUAUGAUCAAAUCCGGUGCUCUAGCCAAUGUAAGACAGAUGUUAAUAGAAUUUCAUACCGUAUCAGCAUCGUUGAAACAAUUGGAAACGCUUCGAGACAUAUACAACGAAGGAUUUAGAAUAUUUUGGUACCACAGAAAUCCAGCACCAAGCAACUUAAGACAGGGCAAAUUUGUCCAACACACUGCCUGCUAUGAAGUGUAUUUUGUUAGAGUCUGAUUUUUUUUAACGAAAUAUUGUAUAAAAUAUAAUUAUUAAA